Messenger RNA from Xyrauchen texanus (razorback sucker), 3055 nucleotides. It is a transcript of the gene ssbp3a, whose product is annotated as single stranded DNA binding protein 3a. The transcript is spliced from 21 exons. Bases 364 to 1521 code for a protein of 385 amino acids. Gene Ontology annotation, biological process: positive regulation of transcription by RNA polymerase II. Gene Ontology annotation, cellular component: nucleus. Lineage: Eukaryota; Metazoa; Chordata; Actinopteri; Cypriniformes; Catostomidae. Gene Ontology annotation, molecular function: protein binding; single-stranded DNA binding. The record is from RefSeq and is a predicted model, not a curated record.
UCUGAGCUGGCUACUCAGUCUUCAAGUUUGUGUGGUUACCACUCCAUUUUCAGUGUAAUUAUGGCUGAUGGCUAAUAUCAGGUGGCAGUACAAGACUGACUUUGAAAGCAGUUGUGGCUAGUUGUGAAGACAACACGAGACAGUUGAUGAAUUAGAUAAGGUCUGUUUAUAGAAAAAAACAGCCAGCGCUCCUUUAACAGAAAACUGUUGAGGUCCCCGCCCACAGUACAUGAUCUGACUGUGGGCACUGGCCAGGGUCGGUUGAAGCGGAUGGGGUCAGAGUCGGGCUACACGUUGACAGCUGGAGCAGAAGGAAACACAUCGCAGUCAAGCUGGAAGACGCGUUUAUGUUAAACGCUAGACAUGUUCACGAAGGGUAAAGGGACCGCGGUGCCAUCGGACGGGCAAGCGCGAGAAAAGUUGGCAUUGUACGUCUAUGAAUACUUGCUGCAUGUUGGAGCACAGAAAUCCGCACAGACAUUUUUAUCAGAGAUAAGAUGGGAAAAGAACAUAACCCUUGGGGAACCGCCAGGCUUUCUGCACUCUUGGUGGUGUGUGUUUUGGGACCUGUACUGUGCGGCACCUGAGAGAAGGGACACAUGUGAUCACUCCACUGAAGCAAAGGCCUUUCAUGACUAUAGCGCCGCAGCAGCACCAAGUCCAGUCCUAGGCAACAUGCCUCCUGGGGACGGGAUGCCAGGUGGCCCAAUGCCCCCCGGAUUCUUCCAGGGACUACCUGGUUUCCAACCCUCCCCUCACGCUCAGCUGCCUCCUAACUCUAACAUGAUGGGGGCACAUGGACAGCCCUUUAUGUCGCCACGCUAUGCUGGUGGACCACGGACGCCCAUCAGAAUGGGUAAUCCGGCUCCAAGUGGGCAGCCAUUACCACCACAUAUGAUGGACCCUACACGACCAACAAGCCAUCAAAACCUGGUUCCCAUGCAGAGAUUGAAUGCUCCUCGAGGAAUGGGCCAAAUGGGACCAGGACCACAGUCUGAUCCUUGGAUAUCAUUACAGAACUAUGGUGGAGGAAUGAGACCUCCAGUCUCCAUGGGCCCUGGAAUGUCAGGGGUGAACAUGGGACCAGGAGCAGGCAGAACAUGGUCUAAUCCUAAUAAUGGAAACACAAUCCCAUAUUCUUCUUCAUCCCCAGGGACAUAUGUGGGUCCUCCAGGAGGAGCAGGAAGUGGUGGAACACCCAUCAUGCCAAGUCCAGCAGAUUCCACCAACUCUGGUGAAAACCUCUACACAUUGAUAAACUCAGUACCCCCAGGAGGAAACAGAUCUAGUUUUCCUAUGGGCCCAGAUUCAGAUGGCCCAAUGGGAGGAUUGGAGCCUCAUCACAUGAAUGGCUCAUUAGGUUCGGGUGACAUAAAUGGACUCCCAAAGAAUUCCCCUAAUAACCUGAGUGGCAUGAGUAACCCGCCUGGAACUCCACGAGACGACAGUGAACUGAGUGGAAGCUUCCUUCACUCUUUCCAAAAUGAAAAUUACUCGCCAACAAUGACAAUGAGUGUGUGAUAAAGGAUAUCUACGAAACACCAAAUGCAGGUGUCACAAAGACCAGAGACCAACCCCACUAAUAACCAGAGUGAUGUCUAAGUUUAGUCUUACCCAUCCAUGAGAACCAAAUCUUAAACCAGGUCUGGUUGAAGUGGUUGCUCUUCAUUUCAACACGUCCAACAUCAGUGAGAAGAACUAUAGGAUGAGCUCAGCUUACUGGAAGGACCUGUUUGAGAUGGGAGCACCCUUGUUAUGUUUUAGUAAUUUUUGUAUUAUUUUAUUUAAAAUAGUAGACUAAAGAGGACUUUAGUCUUCUUAAAGAAGACCUUUUUUUUUUUUUUUUUUUUUUUAAGAGUGGACCUCAAACAUAAAGAACAUCUACACUGUGGAUUUUGUGAGAAAUAUCACAUUCCUGGCAUCUUGGAGAGGACAUGGACCAUUUUUGUGUAACAUUCAAUUAGACUAUUUGAGGAUGUCUAGUCUCCAAUCUCUAAACAGAUUUUUUUAACAGCAUAAAAACACUGUAAUGGCUUCAAAAGGGAGUACAGACAUUUUGAAUACAUGGACCAAUGGAACUGCUGAGAGAAGGCAGAAACGAAACCUGCUGUCCUACUGGGAAAGAUAAUGGACUAUGAGAUAAAUAAAUCUAUUUUAUUUUCCUUUGUUUAAUGCCAUGUUUCUAUAGGUUUUAUGUACUUCAAAUGAAUUUCACUGCUAAAGCCUUUCUAAAGCAGUUUAAUGUGCUGAAAGUUUGAGAUAUGUCCUGAAUGAGUCUCAGUCAUUUACAACAUGAUCCACUUUUCAAUAGGAACCUCAGAUGACUUUAUUAAAAUCAUAGUUCACCCCAGAAUUUUAAUUGCCAUCUUUAUCUUCAUCAUUUACUCACCCUCGUGCCAUCCCAGAUGUAUGUGUAAUGUAUCAUUACCUCAUGUUGUUCCAAACCUGUGUGACUCUCCGUAGCAAAGGUAACUUGCAAGUCAAAUCUGACUGAAGAGCAACAAGGGACAGAUUCACUGACUUUACUUCCACAGGACCAAUAAUCAAUCAUGCUGACUUUUUACUUCUUGAUCCUGUUAUUAUUAUUUUUGCUAUCGCUAUCUUUCCAAAUGACCCUCUUACAUAACUGUUGAUAUUUUACCUUUUUUGUUUCCUCAUUGGCUUUUAACUUUUAUUUGUGAUAUUGUAUUUUUAAUGUUUUCUGUUUGCUCUUAGUAUAACAGUUGAAGAUGUCCUGCAGACACCCAAAGAAAAUUAUUUAAUUUAGUCUAUUUUGAGCUUAUUUCCACAUGUUAGUCUGUCACAACGCUCUACAGCAACACUUGACCUGUUACGUAUGUACUAUGUUAACCAUUGUAAUGUAUAUUGUUAAUGCUUUUCAGAAGACAAAGAAGGAAUUGUGUAAUUUUUAUGAUUAAAUUAUUUUUCUGUUCAUACCAAAAUGUUAAAUGCCACUCCUUUUUUCUGUUUCCUUACAUCUUCAGCAAAUAAAUAUAUAUAAUACAAGCGUUUCGUUCAAUAUUGCUAAUGAACACUAAUAAUAAUGUUGCAUAGU